AUGGAGGAGGACUCGGGCUCGGGCUCGAAAGGGCCGGGGUUUGAACCCUCAUUUGAGCCCAAGCAACCAUUCCCUCCGUUACUAGAUGAGCUGGUCUCGCCCACAGAUACCCAAGAAGCCUUCCCAGAAGAUGAAAGCGUCACCUCUCCAGGAUACGAUCAAGUGGAGGUAGAGGAUGACGCCGAUUUCCAGUCUCAUUAUUCGUUGGACCCAUCAUUAUCCGACACAGAAUCCGAAGACUCCUCAGACGAAAUUGGCCGACAUCACCCUUUUCGACAGUCGUCAAGCUCCCUCCACGGUCCCAAUGCCUUCGCGCCCCCCUUUUACAAUCGACCACCCACGCCACUACCACCUUCGCCCUCGUUAACCUCCCUUCUUCGACCGCCUUUUUCUACCACAACUUCGCGUCCGACGACACCAGACAGCUCCGAUGUGGAGACACCUAAUGACACGGAGGCUGCCGUAGCCAAAUCGGCCCGUCGAGCAACCACUGUCCCUCGCGCCAGCCCGAAAGUGCCGACCUAUGAAUAUUAUGGAUUUGUUCUCUACUUAGCCUCGUCGCUGGCUUUCUUGAUCUAUGUUCUUUGGUCAUACCUCCCAUCGCCGUUCCUCCACCAGCUCGGAAUAUACUACUACCCCAAUCGAUGGUGGUCUCUCGCAAUCCCCUCAUGGCUAGUGAUGUCCAUCGUAUACAUCUACAUCGCUCUCGCCUCAUACAAUACAGGCUAUCUUACAUUGCCCAUGAACAGCAUUGAGAACAUUGUCGACGAAGUUGCGAACGUCUCUGUGAUUGACGGCAAAGCGCGACGAAGACCUGGAGGUGCAACGAAGAUGAAACCUGGUGCAACCUCCUAUCAGAUCAUGGGGCCUCAAAAUCGCAAGGUCAAUUGGCCAGAGAUAUGGAGUGAGGGGACGGACGCGGUUAUGGAUAUUCCGGUUGGUGGAGUUUGUGAAGUUUUAUACGGACAAGAACGGGAUGAGGACGGGUCAUUUGUGAGCGACACAUAG
Molecule: messenger RNA, 1008 nt
Organism: Penicillium angulare
Lineage: Eukaryota; Fungi; Ascomycota; Eurotiomycetes; Eurotiales; Aspergillaceae
Exons: 2
Coding region: 1-1008 (335 amino acids)
Source: RefSeq, a predicted model, not a curated record